UCCUAUCACCUCUCUCCUAUCACCUCUCCUUCUCUCGUUCCCUUCAUUUGCAGAUGGCGGUGGAGUGAGGUGGCUGAGAACUAGUAUGUGUGUGAGUGAGUGGAAGGACACAUCCUCCCCUCGGAGAGAAAGAGAAAACAGAGAAAGAGAGAGAGGAAGAAGAAGCAGCUGCUCUCCAGUAACAGGGUAAGAGCAACUAACUCCAGUCUCCUGUCAUGGAUACUAACGCUGGAGAAGUAGAGGACUCAGGAGAAGAGCUUACAGGGAGGAAGAAGUCUCGGUUCAAGCUGCUGAAGAGUCGUCUGUUUGGCCGUCUGAAGAGGAAGGAGACUGAAGGACUGAUGAAGCAGAGCCAGUCCGCCAGUGAUGUCACUGCUGAUGUCAUAGCUCUGGGGGACAACGACUCAGAGGAUGACUGUUUGGGCGGUCCAAAUACACUGGGGUCCAGAGCUCUGUCACAUGACAGCAUCUUCCUGGCUGACCAAUCACAGAGCUCCUCUCAGCCGACGAGGGUUCUGUCUCAGGAGAACGUACACGGCAGGAUACGAGAACUGCAGCUGAAACUGCAGCAGCAGAACAUGUGUCUGGGCCCUCCCCCCUUGCUGAUCCCUGGAAAGAGAAUGGAAGAUUCCGGAGCCACCUCUGAGGAUGAUGGUUUACCCCAGAGCCCUCCAGAGAUCUUGUUCCAUGACCGAACAGCACAGGGGCCUUCCUACAAGUUCCCUGACACUCACAGGCACCAUAGCUCUCUGAGUUUAGCAGGGACAGGAAGUGAGGAGGAGGAGCAGUGCCUCUCCCAGCCCUCCUCCCGUCCUCUCUCCCCGAAUCCUGCUUCCCCUUGUGAUCCAGAGCCCUCCCCUGCAAUGGACUUCACCAGCCCAGCCCAGUACACUCCUAGCCUGGACAGCUCUGCCGCCCGUCACCGCAUGUCUGUUAAACCCAGGAACCAGAGGGCCAGCGCCAAGGGAAGGAAAGGUCCCCUGAGAGCAAGCAGACUCGGCUCAGAGAGCCUGAGUGACCUGGACUCAGACCAGCCCCAGUCUGAGAGGGAGGAAGAGCAGGAUGGAAUGGAGGACGAGGACAGAGAGGAAGAGGGGAGGGAGCGACCGUUCUCUUCAUCUCCAAAAGACUCUGAGGAGAAGCCCUGGCAGUCAGUCCCCCCUGGUGGUCAGAAAGAAGUAUUACAGAGACAAGUGUCCUCUGAGACAGAGGGACGCGUCACCACCAACCCUCUCUACCUCCAGGCUAUGACCUCUCUACCAGAACCCAUGACCAAGACCUCCAUCCUGGAGACCCCGAGCCUGCCCACUCCCCCUUCAGCAGCAGUGGAGGAGCCACAGAAGCCCCCGGAACCUAUCCGGGUCAAACACCCAAGAACUCUCAUCCAGGAUAAUUCAGACCAGGGAAGUCGGCCUGGGUCUACAUCUGAAAAGACCCUCUCCAGGCCUCUCAGUCCUGUCUAUGGAUCAAAUAAUGUCACUUCCACCACAAAUCAACUGCCAUCAAAAGAGAAGCCAGAAGAGAAUAUGACCCCAGCCACCUCUAACAAGGGAGACAGGUUGAGCAGAAACACACAGGGUGUGAGCCUAGCAGACACCAGCAGCUCUACACACCACUCUGCUCUACCUACCCCUGCCCCUCGCGUUAUAAGACAGACACAGAGACCUGCUUCUGAGAGAGAGUCUGUCAGAGAGACUACAGCAGUCCCACUGUCGGGCGUUAAUGAAGAAACCUACAAAUUGGACCUGGCGCAGAGGAGGAGAGGGCAACCUACUGGCCACGAAGACACACUGCCUAGAGCAAACAGUUUCUCCAUCUCCUCCUCAAGACAGCGUUCCAAGAGCGCCACUGGCAGUGCCCACACAGGGACGAGAAACAAGGAGAUGAAUGCAGAAGGAAAAGGAGGGGAGGGUUUGGUGGCCAAGAACCCUCAUCAGGAGUCUGUCAGAAGGCAAGAGGUAAAACCAGAGCAGGCCACUUUUAAAGGCCUGGAGGAAAACCAACCACAACCCGCGCCUCAGGAGAGAAAAGUACAAACAGAGGUAGAAGUAGUGGAGGAGACAGGACUGAAGGGAGGAGAGAAAAGGGAUGGGCAGAGUGAGGGAAAUGGGGAGAAGGAGCAGGAGCAGGAGAGGAGGAGUGCUUUCGGAGUGAAGCUGCGCACCACUUCUCAGUCUCUGAAGUAUCGCUUGCAAAGGGACCAAGAAUUCAGGGUUAAGUGUCAUAUUGUCUCAACAACUGCAGAACCAGUCAAAGGCGAAAUUGGCACAAGUUCAAAGGUCAGGGGUGACUUGGCAAAUAAGGCUUCGAGGAAGGGCCCGUCACAAGUGUCUGACUGCCCCCCCUCAUACACCCCUGAUAGAAACAGACUCAACGAGAACCAAGACAAAGGCCCAUCCUCCAGACCUGCUCUGGGGCUCCCAAGAGGGGCUGAGACCCCUGGGCCUAAUGGGUCAGCUGGAUCGGAGCCUGUCUGGAUGUCCAUGGCCCGGGAAAAGACCAGGAGUCUCCAACAGCAUCUCAGUCCAGAGACAGAGCCUGGGACAGGGGGGACAACAACGCCCCAGUACACCCCAGCACCACGGCCAGCUCCAACCCCAGCCCCACAGCCUAGAUUACAACCAACUGCUCAGCCAUCAACACAACCUCCAUCACAAUCACAGCCAAGCACAAAAACAGCCUCGCAAAAACAAACAUCAGCCCCAGUGGUACAACCACCAUCUCAACCAAUACCAAGCGGUAGACCAAUCCUACGGGGAAUGCAACUGACAGCUAAACUCAAAGCAUUGCCUUCAGAUCAGCCUAACACACAAACAGCAUCACAACCGACACCACAAGGAACUGCUCAACAGCUGACACAACCGUCCUCCCAACCUCACAUGCCAAGCAGACCAACUCUACGAGGAGCGUCUGAGAGAUCCUCCAGGUCUCUGAAGAGAGCUGAGAAGAUGCCUGUGGAGAAAUGGACAGAAAGAGCGCUCCCGACUGGGACUAUGGAGGAAUCUAGCGAUGGUCAAAUUGAGAUUCACAUCGCAAAGCCUGAGAGACCUUCUUCAUCGUCAUCAUCAUUGUCACACCAGGGUCAGCCAACCUGGAUGGAACUUGCCAAGAGGAAAUCUCUGGCCUGGAGUGACAAGACUAUGGACUAAGAGAAAUGCACGUGUGUGUGUGUGUGUGUGUGUGUGUGUGUGUGUGUGUGUGUGUGUGUGUGUGUGUGAGGGAGGUAAAGGUGUUCCUAAAGAGAGUAAGAAGACUGAAAUAAAAUAAAGAUUUUUUCCUGA
This is a messenger RNA of Salvelinus fontinalis (brook trout), 3281 nucleotides long. RefSeq names its product cracd like b (gene cracdlb). The transcript is spliced from 10 exons. NCBI's taxonomy places the organism in Eukaryota, Metazoa, Chordata, Actinopteri, Salmoniformes, Salmonidae. The record is from RefSeq and is a predicted model, not a curated record. The coding region runs from base 216 to 3149 and encodes 977 amino acids.